CCUCACGUCUGCUUGCGUACACCUCACCCUUGCAACGAAACUUGCAAGAUACCCCGGAAACCGGAAUAUAGAUCGCGAUGAAGGGAAUCUCAAAGGCGUUUGCGCGGACACCGCACAUGCUGUCCUCCAAGGUCGGCAUGUCAAAGAAGUCCUCCGACCCCGAGUUCGAGGACUACGCGCGCCGCUUCGAGUCCAUCGAGAAGGCGACAGAAAAGCUCCUCAAGGACAGCAAAGCCUACACAGAGUCCGUCACGAACCUUUUCACGAACGCGGUCGACUUUGGCCAGCACUUCGCGACCAUCUUCCACCCGCUCGGCAGUGAGUAUGGGCUGGAAUCCAAGCAUCCUGAAGCGGAACAUACGAUCGCGAACGUGGACGGCUACGCGGCGACAUUGGAGGAUAUGAAGUCGUCUGUCGUUCCGGAGCUGGAGCUGAUCGAGAGCAGGAUCGUCGGUCCUAUCAAAGAGUUUCAGGGGAUCCUGAAGGCGAUCCGGAAGAGCAUCACGAAGCGGGAACAUAAGCUUGUCGAUUACGAUCGCUUCAACAACUCCCUGACGAAACUCCGAGACAAGAAAGAGAAGACGCUCAACGACGAGAAGAACUUGUUCAAGCUCGAGCAAGACUUCGAAGUGGCGUCCAACGAGUAUGAGUUCAUCAACACGGCGAUGAAGAACGAGCUCCCCCGGUUCCUCGUCCAGGCAACGCAGUUCAUCGACCCACUGUUCCACUCGUUCUACUACAUGCAGCUCAACAUCUUCUACCUGCUGCUCGAGAAGCUCAACUCGUUCGCGGAGGGCAAGCUUGAAGUCUCCGUCCCCGCUGCGCAGAUCGCGACCGACUUCGAGGAACGUCGGGGGGACGCGCUCGAGCGUCUCACGGCCCUCAACAUCACCCAGCGCAUCAUCUCCACUUCGCGGCUAGUGCAGUCGCAGCGCGCAGCGUCCGGCAGCGGCGGCCCGCCCUCGCUCGGGCGCACCCAAUCCUCCGCAAGCUCGACGGUGAGCCGCUCCCCGUCGUCGUCGACGUUCAAGAAGGCGCCUCCCCCGCCUCCCUCUUCUCUCGGCGCCCCAGCCGCGCCUCCCCCGCCCUAUUCCCCCCCUGCAGCCGGCUCGAACGUCGGCGCGGCGGCGGCUGCUCUAGCGAAGAAGGCCCCUCCGCCGCCGCCUCCGCUCAAGCCGAAGCCGAAGCCGGCGGUGCAGUACGUCGUGGCGCUGUACGACUUCGAGGCGCAGGCGGAAGGCGACCUGGACUUCAAGGCGGGGGACCGGAUCGAGGUUGUCGAGCGUACGGAGAGCACGGAGGAUUGGUGGACGGGGCGGCUGAAUGGGCGGCAGGGGGUUUUCCCAGGCAAUUAUGUGCAGGACGUUUGAUGAUGUUGGAGCGGGGAGGACUGCACGAUGAUGGAAGACGUCUCGACUUGGGGGUGUAUGAUCUCGCGAUUUACUUGAAUAUUUUCAGGUUGGGCGCUUUUUGUUGCCUUGUCUACGGUGGUCCUUACAAGAGGCAUGUCUGGUAGACGUACUAGGCAACGCUAAUGACCAAAUCAGGUGAAAUUCCCCCGAAUCAGCCAUGUUGCAGGGGGUUUAAACCCCGCAGAUUUGAGCACCAACCCGAGGAGGAAAUGCGUUUACGCACAUUCCCAGAGCCUCGGGUGCAGCCGUGCUCUGGAAAUAGUGUGGGACUCCUCCGGCGCGAACCAACCGGCCAUACCCCCUAGCGGUAAGCGGGAAGGCUAAUUCCCGGGGGCGGUCUCGACCCCAGUGCUUUCUGCACUUCUGGACACUGGGUUUUUAUCGAGUUGCUCGGUGGUACCGCUACGCC
Dichomitus squalens LYAD-421 SS1 is the source of this 1821-nucleotide messenger RNA. RefSeq names its product BAR-domain-containing protein. The record is from RefSeq and is a predicted model, not a curated record. Lineage: Eukaryota; Fungi; Basidiomycota; Agaricomycetes; Polyporales; Polyporaceae. Gene Ontology annotation, biological process: endocytosis; actin cortical patch localization; plasma membrane tubulation. Gene Ontology annotation, cellular component: medial cortex; mating projection tip; Rvs161p-Rvs167p complex. The transcript has 7 exons. Gene Ontology annotation, molecular function: lipid binding; protein binding. The coding region runs from base 78 to 1370 and encodes 430 amino acids.